CGGCGUCUUUGAGCCGAUGGGGCGUCGCGUCGGCUGCCGUCGUGUCGGGAUUGGAAUGUUAGCGACCAACAAUCGGAACAACUGAGCACUCGGUAAUUGGACACUAGGAUCAAGGAAUCCCGUCUUUUUGAACAUUUUCUCAGCUAUUUAGUCAGUCUGAGGUCACCGUUUGUUACCCGCGUGUCUUCCGGAUAACUUCGCCUGCCGUGCGGCUCUUCGCCGACGAGCUUUUUAUUGAAUAAGAGCGCGUAUGUGGGGAGGUUGUAAUAAAUAAGAGAAAUGCAGGGAUUCGUCAGGUUACAGUUGUGCCGCUGAGCUUCCUCCUGCGCUACGACGAGUCCCCGGUUUUCUUUUCUCCGCUUCUCCUCACACGGGACCAUGGAGCAAUAAAAAGGGGAAAAGGAGGGGGUGUGUGGGAGAAUCAGACGAAUUCACCCAGAGGUAUUUGGAUACACGCGUGGUGGCCGUACCGAUGUGUUUUUACACUGCCCGGUCAGCGUGUUGCCGAGUUUAACAUCCAAUCCGGGCUGUACCUUUACGUCUGGGAGAGCCUCGGGGACCCCAGCCGCUGUUUAUCCGGGAGGACGGAGUUCCCAGGCGGCUGUCUGACAGUUUUCCAUUUCAAUAGCCCCCCACCCUCCGUGCAGCCAGGCUGAAUGAGGGUGAGAAGAAGUGCAGGAGAGAAGAGUGGCUGCAUAUGAUUGUGUCCGAGAGGGUCCGGUGAGCGCUGAUCUUUGUAGGUGCACCAGAGCCCGGCUGCUAGGCGUUGUGCGAUAUGGUGAAACUCUACAGAAGAGGGAGAAAGGGACAAGACUUCUAAAAUCGCCCACAUGCACUGGACCAAUUGCUGGAUUUGGGAACCGAAUACGCAGAAGGGGGGUUGGGGAUCCUUGGAGGCUGCCGGAGGAUGGAGCGGUGUAGUCAGGGACACAUGCAGGCCAAAAAACGUUACCUGAUCCUGCUCUCCGCCGGUGCGUGUCUAGUGCUUCUCUUCUACCUCGGAGGGGUUCAACUUCCAGCGGCGAGCAGGAGUCGGCAUGACCGCAGCAGAAACGGGCACCGGCCCGAGCAGCCCUGGCCUCACUUCUCGGACCCUUUACAUCUUUUCCUGCCCUGGGAUCAGACCGACACCGAGGACUACAACCUGCACAUAUCUCCGAGGCAGAAGAGGGACAUCAACACAAGUGUUUACAAAGGCAAAAGGUGUCGCAUGGAUUCCUGCUUUGACUUUUCUCUGUGUCGAAAGAACGGAUUCAAAGUUUAUGUUUACCCCCAGCAGAAGGGGGAGAAGAUCUCAGAGAGUUACCAGAAUAUUUUAUCGACCAUCGAGGGGUCCAGGUUUUACACCUCGGACCCUGGACAGGCAUGUUUGUUCGUUCUAAGUUUGGACACUCUGGACCGGGACCAGCUGUCCCCUCAAUACGUCCACAACCUGAAGACCAAGGUCCAGAACCUGCCCCUGUGGAACGACGGCAGGAACCACCUUAUAUUUAACUUGUACUCGGGGACGUGGCCGGACUAUACGGAAGAUUUGGGCUUCGACAUCGGUCAAGCCAUGCUGGCCAAAGCCAGCAUCAGCACCGAGAACUUCAGGCCCAACUUUGACGUGUCCAUCCCCCUCUUCUCCAAGGAGCACCCGCGUACGGGUGGAGAGAGGGGGUACCUCAAGUACAACUCCAUCCCGCCUUUCAGAAAAUACAUGCUGGUGUUCAAGGGGAAGCGCUACCUGACCGGCAUCGGCUCGGACACAAGGAAUGCCUUAUAUCACGUUCACAACGCCGAGGACGUGGUGCUGCUCACCACCUGCAAGCACGGCAAAGACUGGCAGAAGCACAAAGACGCACGGUGCGACAAGGACAACGCAGAGUAUGACAAGUACGACUACAAGGAGAUGCUCCACAAUUCCACUUUCUGUUUGGUGCCCCGCGGCAGACGGCUGGGCUCCUUCCGCUUCCUCGAGGCGCUGCAGGCUGCAUGUGUACCAGUGAUGCUGAGUAACGGCUGGGAGCUGCCUUUCUCCGAGAUCAUCGACUGGAACACGGCCGCAGUCAUCGGCGACGAGAGGCUCCUGCUGCAGAUUCCCACAACGGUGCGCUCCAUCCACCAGGACAAGAUCCUGUCCCUCAGACAGCAGACUCAGCUCCUCUGGGAAGCCUACUUCUCCUCUGUGGAAAAGAUUGUUCUGACCACCCUGGAGAUCAUUCAGGACCGUGUACUAGAGCACGCCUCCAGGAGUAGCCUGAUGUGGAACAGUCACCCUGGGGGCCUGUUCGCUCUGCCGCAGUACUCUGGAUACCUGGGAGACUUCCCCUUCUACUACGACACACUGGGUAUUAGACCGUACCCGAAGUUCACAGCUGUCAUCCAUGCCGUCUCCCCUCUGGUGUCCCAAUCCCAGCCCAUACUCAAGCUCCUGGCGGCCGUGGCCAAGUCCCAGUACUGUGCACAGAUCAUCGUCCUGUGGAACUGUGACAAGCCUCUCCCCGCAAAGCACCGCUGGCCCGCCACCUCAGUGCCCGUCAUCGUGAUAGAGGGAGAGAAUAAGGUGAUGAGCAGCCGCUUUUUGCCCUACGAGAUCAUUGUGACCGACGCUGUCCUCAGCCUGGAUGAAGACACAGUUUUGUCCACCACUGAGGUGGACUUUGCCUUCACUGUCUGGCAGAGUUUUCCAGAGCGAAUCGUCGGUUACCCCGCCCGCAGCCACUUCUGGGACAGCAACAAGGAGCGCUGGGGCUACACCUCCAAAUGGACCAACGACUAUUCGAUGGUCCUGACUGGGGCUGCCAUCUAUCACAGGUAUUAUCACUUCCUGUACACCAACUACUUGCCCACCAGCCUGAAGAGCAUGGUGGACCAGUUAGCCAACUGUGAGGACAUCCUGAUGAACUUCCUGGUCUCUGCUGUCACCAAGCUGCCGCCCAUCAAGGUCACACAGAAGAAACAGUACAAGGAGACCAUGAUGGGACAGUCUUCAAGGGCUUCUCGCUGGGCUGACCCAGACCACUUCGCCCAGCGGCAGACCUGCAUGAACAAGUUCGCCAGCUGGUUUGGCGCCAUGCCACUGGUCCAUUCCCAGAUGAGACUGGACCCCGUCCUGUUUAAGGACCAGGUCUCUAUCCUCCGCAAGAAAUACAGGGACAUCGAGAGGCUCUGACAAGACCGCCGCCCCCUCGGGGGAGACCCUACGCAGGGGGAAAGAGACUCUGUGGAGAUUAGGAGUCAUCAGAGUACAGGGGGAUGGACAGGGAGAGACACAGGUCUGUCUUCCACUCAGCACAUUGCCAAUGACCAGAGCGCCGCUGCUGGAAAGACUCGAUGAGGAAAGGGAUAAACGGGAAACGAGCGUAGGCCGUUUGGGUGUGAAAAAAGCAAAGAGAGUACACAAACUGACGGGCUUACCAAACAGUACUGUGUUUCACACAUGUGCAAACACGCAGCACGCACUACUGACGACAAGAACUCUUGGAUAGAAUAUUUUUUGUAUGACACGGACGAGGACGACAUCGUCUUUCCUGCUCUUUCGGCACAUGUGCGGGGCGAUGGUAGAAGACAGGAAGGUGUUUGUGAUCUCAAACCUGGCAACCCAACCUGCUGUCCCAAGCAACCUUCCCUACUCUGGAUCAGGACAUAAUACUGGACUCAUUACCAAACUCCUGCUUUGUAAACCCAUGAAUAUUUUGUUGCCUCAAGUUAAAAAACAAACAUUGUCCAAUCUGUCCUUUUUUUUUUUAGCAGCCAUUACUUCCUAAUAUUCUCAGCAGUUGACAAACACCCCGCGUCUCCUACCCUUGGCUCCUUCCUUUAUGAGUUGAUCUGGCUUUUAUAAUGGUCUAUCUGCUCCCGUGUUAUCACAAAGAUAAGUUAGGAAAACAUCUCAUUUCAUGUCCCAUUUUCCUCUCGUACUCGCCACAGCAGUUGUACUUUUCUCAUCUUUUUUCCCCACUUACUUUCAUCAUCUUUUAUCCCCUCC
Molecule: messenger RNA, 3970 nt
Organism: Pundamilia nyererei
Lineage: Eukaryota; Metazoa; Chordata; Actinopteri; Cichliformes; Cichlidae
Gene: ext1b
Product: exostosin glycosyltransferase 1b
Exons: 12
Coding region: 908-3154 (748 amino acids)
Cellular component (GO): membrane
Molecular function (GO): glycosyltransferase activity
Source: RefSeq, a predicted model, not a curated record